Messenger RNA from Dreissena polymorpha, 9811 nucleotides. Its product is annotated as tectonin beta-propeller repeat-containing protein 2-like. The coding region runs from base 298 to 5202 and encodes 1634 amino acids. Lineage: Eukaryota; Metazoa; Mollusca; Bivalvia; Myida; Dreissenidae. The record is from RefSeq and is a predicted model, not a curated record. The transcript is spliced from 19 exons. Gene Ontology annotation, molecular function: protein binding.
UUAGUCUAGUAAAAAAUGGGGUUUCCCAAGUGUUGAGGCUACUUUCAUUUUGAGUGAGGACUGACAUGACUGAGGUUUGAACUGUGAACUAAUGGACAUAUCUCUAGCUUAUCUCUCACUGCAGAUAUAAGUUGUCCUUCAUAUGAACGUAAUUAACAUAUUAUUAGGUGAAGUAACAUUAUAAUGCUUGCUAUGUGUGUAUGAUAAUAAGAUAAAAAGGAAGAUCUAACAGUUACACAGCUGUUGGAGCAUUGAAAUAAGAUGAUGAUGAUGAAAUAACACCCUAAAGAAGGCGACAUGGCUAUGCGUGUAUCUCGAGUCCAGAACCCUGAGGCUGCCCAACCCAGUUCUCAGAUUGUUGCUAUAGGGCAGCUUAGGGAACAUGAGCCACUCACAGAUAUACUGGAGCAUAUUCCACAUAAGGUCCAAAGGGGUCUGAAGACACAGUAUGAGAUCUUGGAAUUGACCGCAAUGGACGCCAACAACUGGUUCCUGGCAUUAGGCACUAGCGUGGGAACUGUGUUCUUGUACGACAGAACCAAACACUCCAUACAGAGGCUGAAGUCAGAGGACAGUAAUGAUACAGUGACCGGUGUCAACUUGCAUCAUGGGAUAGAGGACCAGGUUGCCAUUGGUUACAGCUCAGGCACCAUAUACAUCUUUCAGCUGCCCAACAUGAUGAUUGGCCACAGCAAAAAGCUAGAGCGGUUUAUUGUUGGUGACCUGCAUACAAGAUCCAUCACAUGUCUCGCCUGGAGCACAAAUGGGAUGCGUCUGUUCAGCGGGGACUCACAGGGGUCGGUAGGCUGCACAGAGGUCGACUUCUACCAGGGCAAGUGUUCCAGCAGAACACUUAUAUCAGAGAAGGACACGUCUGUGGUUCAGCUGCAUCAUGGUCAUCGCUCACUUCUCAUUUCUACCAGACACAGAACUGUCGUCUGCCGCAUGGACGACCAUGAUAGGCUGGUACAGAUUGGCACUAAGGAUAGGAAAAGUCCUGGGGACUUUGGCGCUUGCUUUGUUCCGGCCAUGUGCAAAGUGGAUGACGCUCAUUUGUACGCCUGCAGACCAGGAUUUCGAAUCUGGAAAGCCUCAAUCUCUGGAUCCGUCAGCAAUACUUACAUCUUCAAAGACCUUCUGGCUGCGACCCAUCCAGCCAUUAGUGUUCUAAACUUUGAUGUGACGAGCAUUAGUAAAGCCCUGAAUACGUCGCAGUUCUGCCAGUUGAUACUGUUCCAGGAGAAGACACUUGUUACUUGGAAUGAUAGCACGCUCUAUGUACUGGACCCAGACUCUCUGCAGGUUGUUGGCUCCCAGAAUAGGAUGGGGCUGAUCAAGUGCGUUGCUGUUACUGAUAGUGAGAUAUUUGUGUUACGCCAAGGGACCAACAGGAACCUGAUUAGAAUAGCUGCUAUUCCCCUGGAGAAGCCUAAGAACCAUUUGCUGCAACUGCUUCACCUUGAACGUGAAGAGAAAGAUACCAAACAUUCCACCAACAAUACUGAAAGUCGCCAAACUACAAAGUUGGACGAUGACGCAAAAUCAAAAUCACCAUUGAAAGUGCUGAAAGGGAAUAUUCUGGAGAAAGUCAAAAGCAUUCCAAAGCCAUACGAGAUUAAAGACUUAAUAACUGAAAAGCUAGUUGAUUUGAGAAAUGAGUCCAUUUCCAUUAAAGUGGUAAAUGACAAGAGUUCUAGAGAUAUUUCACCCCCUGGUGUCCUCCCACCUGUUAUAAGACUCAGCUCACCAGAUCUCCCAAAAAUUGAGAUCAGUUCUGGUGUGCCUGUAGGUAAUGCACCAGUCCAAAGUGUACCCAACCAGUCUGAUGCUAGAAUUGAAACAGGAAGUGCAAUAGGAAGUCAGUCUGGUUUCUUAUCUGAAAGAAUGGGACUGCAAGGUGAACGACUCGGUGGUGGAACCAGUCAACUAUUGCAUGAGAACUUGGCACUAACAGAGCCUGGGUUUCAUGACAGGAAGGUGUUCAUGCAGGCUGGGGAGGGGGAUGAUGGGGACAUUGUAUUCAGCAGGAGGGUGAAACCAAAGAUUAAAAAGAAAAAGAGAACCUCAAAGGAAUCAAGGUAUUUUGCUGAAAAGGAUCAAGACAGGAUAUCGAUUAACAGCGUCAAAAGUGCAAACAGCGAGGAUGGAUCUAGUGUCAACAGCAUGAGUAGAAUAAACAGCAAGGAUCAGUUGAAUGGAAACAACACUAACAGUGAGAGUGGAGUUAACAUUGCAGACAAACGGCUAGAGACUAGUCAGAAGGAUGUUGAAGAUGUCCUUGAUCCAAAACCAGGCCAUGAUAGCUCUGAAGGUGCUGAAAUAACAGACAGUCUUUUAUCUGACAUUGCUAAAAUCAGUGUUGGUGAUUAUACAAAUAUAGAGAGUAAUAAAUUAGAUAUUCUUUGUAAAAAUAAAGAUGAUGAACAUGAAGAUGUCAUAGAAGAACAUUCACAAUGUUCUGAUGAAGAUGGAGAAGAAAUAGAAAAGGUGUUAGAUACAAAAGUUGACAUAGAGUUAAAUCAUGUUUCUGCUUUAGUUUGGCCUGUAAAUGAAUCUAUAAAUGACAUUGAUGCGAUGGCUAACCUUUCUAAGGUGAGUGAAGAAUCAGUGGAUAUCAGCAGAAGUGAGGAAAAGUCUGCCAUAGAGUCAUUACGAAGCACAUAUGUAGAAACUAAAAUAAAUGAAAAUAAAGAAAUCUCUAAAGAAACCACUCACAAAACUGUUGAUGAUUCAAUUACUGUAAAACAUUCCAAGCUGUUUUUGCCUGAGAGUAAUCAACCUUCCUCAGUAUUUUAUGGCCCAGACCAAAACGAAAACCUAACCAAGGAUGGAGGUAAAUACAGAAAUCUGGACUUAGAAUUAGCAAAACUUGACAAUUAUCUAAGCAACACAGAAGAACAUGCAAACUCGGAUACGGAAUCUGAUAGUAGAACAGCAGUGGAUCAACUUCUGUUGUCCACUGGUAGACGAAAAGAGAUCAAAAUAAUUGACAAAGGACAAGCCACUUUAGUGGAGGAUCGAAUUCAAGGUUAUGUUCCCAACCAACUUGAAAAGUCUUUAGCUGAAUUGGAGCAGCAGUCUGAAGCCACUGCUGAUGCAGACGGUCAUGCAGGUACAUGGUUUUCACUGUCCUCGCACGAUGGCUCUAAAUCCCCGUCUAUUUAUUCCUUGUAUAAAUGGCCAAUGAAAGCCAGCUCUGCAACAGAAGACUUCUACUCCAAAUACUCUGUCUCAUCACCGUCAGAAUCAAUGUUACCAACUAUUCCAGAGACAGCCACAAAUAAUGAUAUCAUCAACACAAAAGGUGUUCCAAAUAAUGUAUGUGACUCCCCAUCUCUGCUUUUAGCAGCCAAGUUACUAGCAAACAUUUGGACAGAGAUAGGGGCCAAUGGAAACAUCUACAGUCUUUCAGUGUCGUCAACGCAUGUAUGGAUAACUGAUCGCAGUACAAACAUUUUUUACGCCCCACUAGGAGAGCCUGGGAUAUCCUGGAAAAAGGCCAUUGGAAAUGCUAGUCAGAUCUCUGUGUCUAAGGAUGGAAGUAUUGUCUGGGCCCUUAACAAGGGCGUUGUGAGCGCGGGUACCAAGAUCACACCCAAGCGACCCGAGGGCAUGAAGUGGGUGGAGGCCGUGAGAGACGUCGCUUACAUCUUUGUCGAUGAAACUUGUGCAUGGUAUGUGAAGACCAACCACCAAGUGAAGAUGCAGAAGGAUCUGUCUCGUGACCGCCCUUGCUUCAAGUCGGUGGACGUGCCCUGCGAGCACCGUCUGAAGCAGAUCACGUGUCGGGAGGGGGUCGUGUGGGCCCUCACUGAGCAGUGUCGCUGGCUCUACAGAGACGGGGUCUCAAAGAGCAAGCCCGAGGGGUCGGGAUGGAAGAGUGGGGACAGCAUUUUUGAAGGACUUUUAAGAUAUGGAACAGAGAACCGACUGUUCUGUCACAUGGCCUUGGGGGAGGACAAUAUUGGCUGGGCAGUGGAUGUGCUAGGACAGGUCUGGUUCCGUACCGGGGUCACCAUGGAGACACCCAGGGGAGACAAGCACUGGUGGCAGGUACCUCUGACCGGGGAAUAUUUCCAGAAGGAUCCGACCGCCCUGGACAUGCUUCGUACCUUCACCAGCAAGUUUGAUCCCCAGCAGCUGAGCCUGCUGCUGAGCACGCAGACCGGGGCCCUGGUGGCGGCACAGAACGGGGUCUGGGUGUGCCCUGACUAUAAACACAUGCUCCAUGUGUGCAGAGGUAGCAUUGAAGGCCAGAUGUGGUGUGAUGUAUCCCCAGGCAACCUGGCAAUGUCCUGCUGGAAAACAGUGAAUGCAAGCACCUGCAAAAAUGGGAAAGGUUUGUUAUGGGGUGUGCAAGCCAAUGGUGACAUGUUCGUGUUCCAACCCAGCGGGGAGUCAUUCACUUGUGUUGAGCUCCCUCGCUCUUCAAGACAUACAAUCAAUACAUCCCUCCUGUGUCUGUCUGUGUGUGAGGACGCGGUGUGGGUGCUAACCACCGACGGGACAGUCCAUAUCCGUACAGGAGUGUCCAGCUUGGGUCCUAAAGGAACAGGAUGGGCUGAGCUGGAUCUUGCACAGUUAGACCAGAGCCACUUGGUGAACAUUUCCUGCGCAAAUUCCUGCGUUUGGUCCGUGGACAGUGAUGGUAGUGUAUUUCACCGUAUUGGAGUGAAGGCACCCUCGGAUCUGUGUCUCAAUGCUGCAUGGCUCCCUGUAGAUUGUAAGGGAACCAUCUUUACGCAGAUUGUUUCCUGCGAACAAGAUUGGAAGGUGUGGGCUAUAGACGAACGUCGCCAAGUGUAUGUUAGAGGGGAAAUCACUAUGAAGAUGCCCAUUGGUGGUCAGUGGAUACACGUGUCCGGUACUCAGGCAAAGCAGAUAGCAUUGUCAGAGAAUUUUGUCUGGGUGUUGAAUCACUCUGGUGAAGUACUGUGUCGCUAUGGAGUUGACCUGGAAAACAUUGCAGGUGACUACUGGAGGAAGAUUCCGGGCAGCUUUUCGUCUAUUUCAGCCAGCCCAGAUGACACGCUUUGGGGUAUCACCAAGGAAGGGCAGCUGAUGCGGCGCAGUACCAGGUACAUAGUGCGACCUCCAAUCGAGUCGCAACGAGAACCACACUUCAGAAACUCCAACAGAAACACCAGCAUCUCCAGUGAGGAGGGUGACUGGGAGAUGGUAGAUGUGAUGAAGUUACACUGAGUGGAGUGUAGCCAUAACAAUGUGUGGGAUGUAGCCUGGAAAGUCGUCUGAUGAAGUUUCACUGAUUGGAGUGUAGCCAUAACAAUGUGUGAGGUGUAGCCAAGAGGGUCAAUGUGGUGAAGUUACACUGAGUGGAGUGUAGCCAUAACAAUGUGGGGUGUAACUUUAAAUGUUGUGAUAUAGAACCGUAAAUGUUAUUCCAGAUUGGCUGUAAGCGAAACAAUUGGAAAUGUAGCAGUAACAAUUAUGACAGUUCCUCAUGAUUUAAUUUAGGAAUAUGAUAAUUUUUGUGUUGUUUUUCAUGCCGAAAACUCUCAGAGAAAGAUUGAGUUUUAAUAGAGGUUUUGUGCUGUAAUUUUAUUUGUAGGUAGCCAACAUAAAGACCUAUGGGAUUGCAUUAAGAGCAUUUUGGGUCAAGGUCAUUGUUACUAAAAAUAGAAAGUAUUAUUUGCUAAAUUACUUGCGUUUGGAUGGAGGUAUUGUGUGUGUGAAGCCUGUAAUCAGACAUUUGUUUCAAAAUUAAAUAAAUUCAAAUAAAUGUAUUGGUAAAAAGUUGAAAAUCUUGUUUCUUGACUUUGGCAUAAGACAUGUAUUGUCUUAAUUACAAAUGUUUAGCUAUAGGUUAACAUAUGCUAUAAAACUACUGCAGAUAUUCAACUUCAAAUAUAUCUUUGUGGUCAUUAUAUCAGUUGUUGACAGAAAUUGUACAAUACAUUAUGGAAGAGGAAGAAUAGUCCAGCAUGCUUUUUUAGGACAACUGUUGUUUUGUUUAUUCUUAGACUUAACUAAUGAGCCGUAGACUCGUGCUUAACAUUUCAAAGCCUUGCAUUAUAUAUUUGGUUUUAAUAAGAGCUUGCUAUUUUUUCCUUAUUGAAAAUUUUAAAUCUUCAUUGCUUUUAAAAUGCGUGUCUAUCAUUUACAUGCUUUGAAGGCCUGUGUAUAGAUCACACCAGCUUCAAACAUUAAAAUGUCACAUCCAGGCUAUGAAGUUUAAUGUCAAUUGCUUACAUUUUAAUAUAAAUGUGUGUUUGUUCAGUUAGUGUAGUACAUUAACAAAUAAUCAUGCGUUAAAUAUUUGGUUACAGAAUUUUUCAAAAAAUUUCAUUUCGUUAUGGCUGAUUUUUUUUACUGUUUGUUACUUUGGCUGGUAUGCUUAAAUUUUCAUUUAGUUAAGGACAUAUAUUAACAGGUGUAAUUUCAUGGUGAGCAUCAUCGUUAUGUAGUUGUUAAUGAUACAUAUUUGAUUCCAUCCAGUUUCAGCAGUCCAUAUCCUCUCUAACAAGCCAGAAGGUCCUAUUUGCAUAUGAGCCUUCUGGGAAAACUGGGCUGAAUUCAUGUGUGCAAAGUGUCUUCCCAGAAUAGCCUGCACAGUCCCCGCAGGCUAAUCAGGGAGGACACUUUCUGCUUUUAUGAUUUUAUUUUUUAAAUGAAGUCUGUUUAAGGGAAAAAACAUUUUAGGUGGAAAGUGUCGUUUCUAAUUAGCCUGUGGAGACUGCACAGGCUAAUCAGGGAUGAAACUUUAUGCAUUUGAAUUAAGCCCAGUUUGACCAGAGCGUUGCUCAUAUGUGCAAAGAAGGCUGAUAUGCCUAUCUGGCUUUUGAGAGAGGAACAAAACGUUUACUCUAUACAUUGUGCUUGUGUUUAUUUGUUUAGUAUUAGCUGAACAAUUACAGUUCAAUCUUAUUGUUUAAGGCAAACUUUGCAUAAUCAGAAGUGAUUAAUAAUGUUUGUGUUUCAACACUGACCUAACUGUAUGGAUUAAGAAUAAUGUUUGUGGGUCAACUCUAAACUAACUGUAUAGAUUAAAAAUAAUGUUUGUGGGUUAACACUGCACUGACUGUUUAAAUAUAAUAGUGUGCCACCUCCCAGCUUACUGUUUUAGUGUUUGAAUUGUGUUGAGAAUUAUGUUUUGUAUCAACUCUCACCUUACUGUUUGAAUUAAGAAUAAUGUGAGUGUGUCUCAACUCCAAACUUGCUGUUUGAAUUAAGAAUACUCUUUUGUGUAAGCUCCAAACUUACUUUAUAGAUAUAUAAUGAUGUUUUGUAUCAAGUCUAUCCUUACUAUUUUAUUUAAGAAUAAUUUUUGUGUGUCAUCUCCCAACGUCGUUUUGGAUUAAGAAUGAUUGUUUGGACAAAAUGAAAAUCUGAGUGAUGUAACAGUCAUGAACAAAUGUGGGAAUGCAUGCUUUGAUGUUCUUAAAUGAGCUUCAUAAAAUAUAAAAAUGUGCUGGAGAAAGUCCUAUUACUAGCUUAAGAUUUCUUGUCUUAAAAUAUAAAGCUGACAUGCCUGUCUCCUCUUCUUUAUUUCGUAUUUUUCAGUUCUGAUAAAAAAAAACACAACAUGAUGUAUUUGAUAUUGAAACUAAUUAUGAACAGCCCAUACUGAUUUGAACUAUUCAUAGUCCAAAGUGGGUCAUGUUUUAUGGUAAACUUACUCAAAUGGGCCAUAGAAUUAAUCUGACUGCUUCCAAUGGGUUUCUUGUUUAUAAAGUAUUCAAUCAAUUUCAUUGUUUGAACAUGAUUUUGUCAGAGCUCAAGCAAUUUAGAUUAAGUACCUAAUGACCUAGUGGUAUCAAAACUUUGCUUUAUACCAGUAAAGUUUGCUUUAUUCCAGUAAAAUUUGCUUUAUACCAGUAAAGUUUGCUUUAUUCCAGUAAAAUUUGCUUUAUUCCAGAAAAAAUUGCUUUAUUCCAGUAUAAAAAUUGAUUUUAGAAGGGAAACAUAUGGAAAUACACUUUUUUAUUUUGAUGUUGUAUUUUAAUGCCAGUGUUUUGAGUUUGCAAUAAUCAAAAUGCAAAUGCUUCUACGUCACUUAUUUUAUGUUUGAAUAUAAAAUAACAUGUUUUCUUUAAAAGGCAAACAAUUUGUGUAAACAUUUCACUGUAAAACAGUUAACAUAAGUAACAAGAAACCGUCGGAGACGGAUGAUGCUCUCCAAAGUUUUUUUUUGUCACAAUAUUGCACUAUAUAUUCAGAUAAAAGGAAACGUCUUGAGGGCACAGUAGUUGGGGGGACAAGAUUUUUUUUUAGAAAAUUUCAAAGGGUCAUAACUCUGUGAAAAAUCAUCCGACCAGAACCUGCUGAUAAUAUGCACAUCUCCUCUUGGUAGUGAAGCUUCCCAUAAAGUUUCAUUGAAUUCCGGUCAUUAGUUGCUGAGAAAUAGCCCGGACAAAAAUUGUGCACGGAGGGACACACGGACAGACAAAGCGGCAACUAUAUGCUCCCCCCAAAAUAAGUUUUAGGGGAGCAUAAUAAAUUAAAUUUCUUAAUAUUUAGCAUCUUAAAUUAUUUAUUAUAUUAAGCAUCUUAAAUUAUUUGUUUUUAAGAUAAUACGUUUUUCACUUCCUACAAAUAAUACUGUUUUGUGGUCAUAAGUUGUAUUCAAUCAAAUAUAGAUUAUUAUGUAUUACAAUAGUUGUAUUAAAUAAGUAUAUAUCUGUUGCAUUCAAUGUUAUUCUUUUUCAGCAUAUGCAGCAUGCAACAUAUGAGUCCCAUGUUUCAAUAAUUGUUGCUAGUGGUCUAGACCAAGUAUGAAAAGGGACGGUCUAGACCAAGUAUGAAAAGGGACGGUCUAGACCAAGUAUGAAAAGGGACAAACAUUAUAUGUAGUAUAGUUUACACAAACUGACUGGCAUGCAUUUACUUGAUUAGCAGACUUAUUGGUCCCAAUAAUAUUUUUAUGCCCCCAGUAGGUAGGCAUAUAGCAGUUGAAAUGUCCGUCAGUCCGUCUGUCAGUCUGUCUGUCAGUCUGUGCGUCUGUCCGAAAACUUUAACACUGGCCAUAACUUUUGCAAUAUUGAAGAUAGCAACUUUAUAUUUGGCAUGCAGUUUACAAGUUUAUUAUGCAUUUGUAUCUCAUGAAGCUGCACAUUUUGAGUGGUGAAAGGUCAAGGUCAUCCUUCAAGGUCAAAAGUCAUAAAAUACAAUCCAAUGGAAGUAAUAAGCUUUAAAAGGGAGAUAAUUUCUUAACCUGCCAAAUGAUAUAUUGAAGUUUUAUUUCAAAGCGGCUCAAUAGGGGGCAUUGUGUUUUUGACAAACACAUCUCUUGUUUACUUAAAACUUGGCUUAAUUUGUAAAUUUUUACUAUUCAAACAUUUGCAUUAGACUUGUGUGUAGAAAAAAAUCAGUGUAAGAUGAUAUUUUUGUUUGUGCAAUCAUUGUAUUAUUUAUUUUUGCACCUCCUGUGUGUAUACAGGGUGUCUUUUACAUGUAUUUACCAGAACUGUGUCCCAAGCUCAAAGUUCAAAGUAUCACAUUCAUGCCAGAUAUAAACUAUAUGCAUAAUUUAGUUACCUUUUAAAUGUGCAAACAAUAAAAUGGUUUUGUUGAGAUAAUCAGUAUUCAUGAGACAUCAUUUGUUCAUGUCCAAAGUUGUGUUGUGGGUUCAUCAUGAUUUGUGAAAAAUAUAGUCACUUUGUCAUAGUUAAACAAUGAUAAUCAAGUCAUGUCAUGGGUAGGCUUACAUAGACUAUAUGCUUCAUGUUAACUUGUUAUUAAUUUUAAAAUGGAACAGGCUUGGUUUAUGCUUAGCGCUGGCUGUAGCAUUUGCAUUAUUAAGUUACAAUGGAUGUGAUUGACUUUAUACAAAUUAAUAAAAUUUGAUAAAGAG